Molecule: messenger RNA, 2715 nt
Organism: Gadus morhua (Atlantic cod)
Lineage: Eukaryota; Metazoa; Chordata; Actinopteri; Gadiformes; Gadidae
Product: protein phosphatase 1 regulatory subunit 3D-like
Exons: 1
Coding region: 550-1488 (312 amino acids)
Biological process (GO): regulation of glycogen biosynthetic process
Cellular component (GO): protein phosphatase type 1 complex
Molecular function (GO): protein phosphatase 1 binding; glycogen binding
Source: RefSeq, a predicted model, not a curated record
UGUGUGUGUGUGUAUGUGUGUGCUUACUAUGGAGUCUACUGUUUGACUCCCAGCUGAAAGGUUCUUGGCUCGAAUCCCCGAGGUCUGCACGGUCUCCCCGUGGGCAUCCUUGAGCACGAUGCCCUAAAAACACUACAUGCUCAUGAACGCUGGGGUCAGGGGGGGUCAUAAAUAUACUUUGAGACUGUACCUGUGAUAAGAUUAGAUACCUCUUUAUUAAUCCCCCGUAGGAAAAUGUAUUAUAAGGGCUAUACAAAUAAAAUUGAAUUGAAUUGAAUGACAUGUCUGAAGUCGCUUUAAAAGGUCCCAUGACACGCGUCCAUGACAUCACAAGGGGGCGUGUCCACCUAGAUGUAUGAUGGACAGAUGAGCACCGUUUGCUCUACCCAGGGUGCAUCUGGGUGGACACGCCCACCUGUGGUGCGACUCAUCCCACUCACACCUGGCGGCGUGGCAGGGACCUUUAAUGAACACAGGUGGAUCCAUCAGACUGGGGUCCAGUGAGGUGAUGAGGAGCUCUGUGUGCCCCAGGGGCCGACAGGGGGCGGGAUGAGCAGCCCCCGUGAGGGACCGCCCUGGAGGGCCCCCCACGCCGCGACCGCGGCCCCCCGUGGACGCUGCGCCAGCGACGGGGCCUCCAACACUAAGACCGUCAUCCGUCUGAGGGACAUCUACGACCCCCAGCCCCCCCCCGCCAAGGCCCCGGUCCGGAUACGGCCCCCGGGACCCCCGCCCCCCCGGGGCCCCGGCAUCCCCCCCCCCGCGGGCCCCCCCUGCUCCUCCCCCGUCUCCCCCCCGCCCAAACCCGCCAUGAGGAGGCGCUCCCGCUCCCUGUCGGCCCCUGCGGCGCGGGGGAGGGGCCGGGCCCCCCGGGGCCCCCACGUGCGCUUCAUGGACUCCAUGGGCCUGGAGCUGGAGGAGGUCCGGCUCUUCAGGUCCAGCGAGAACCCGCUCAUCCCCCCCCACGUCACCUGUCGGCUGCUGAUGGGCAGCGAGCUGGCCUCCGGGCGGGCCCCCGAGCUGGCCCUGCCCUACUUCAAGCCCUGCUUCUGCGACAACAUGGCCGCCGGGCCGGGGUUCGGGGCCCGGCUGCGCGGCAGGGGGGUCAGCCUGGGGGCCGUCGUCUGCUCCGACGCGGGCAUCACCGGCUCCGUGCACGUCCUGAACCUGGCCUUCGAGAAGGAGGUCACGCUGGCCUACUCCUUCACCAACUGGAGGAGCCACACGAACACAGGUGCAUUGUGGGUAUCCAGCGAGGUCCUCAAGGAUGGGCCUGAGGAGUCAGAGACAGAUGUGUUCCACUUCUGGCUUCCUGUCCCGCCCUUCAUUCUGCAACCCGGCGCCGUUUUGGAGUUUGCCGUUUGCUAUAAGGUGAACGGACGCUCUUACUGGGACAACAACGACGGGAUGAAUUAUAGACUGUCGUGCCACAGCUACAAGCUCACCGUUCCCAAAGAAUGUGAGGACAGCCUGCUGCACUUCAUCUGAUCGGCCACACGGUGGCACUGCUGGGUUACGUAUUCGACCUCAGAGAUGGUCGAAUUAGUGGGUGAAAGUGUUAUCCCUAACCCAAAAAAAUUAAUAAGAAAAAAGGAUCAGAAAAUUACACUAAUGUUUUGCAUACUGCACUGGGCAUCAUAUCGUCAUUGUCUGUUUUACAUAACGGCCUGUUAAUAGGUUAUAAAUCCUGAAAGAUUUUGCCCUGCUAGUUUCCAUGACAUGGUGUAAUCCCCGAAUUCUGGACUUCAGUUCAAAGCUGAAGCUUGAAAUUGUUGGGGUUGUUCCUGAUUUAUUUCGUCACCCUACGCAGAGAUCUCCUGUGUUCACCUCUACAGAAAUUGUUUCUAAAGGCCAUAGUCCGUCCACUCAUACCGCUAUCCAAUGAGACUUUUUAACAAACGUUUCCCUGUCACUGGGAGCAGCGAGCCUAGAGCCUUAUCCGGCGGUGGGCCAGGGCUUGGCUCGCCGUCGGGCAUUCUUCUCCGCUGAGCCGAGGCUUUAAGAAAGCACCGUGACAACAAUCCAACGGCUAAGGCCAGUUUCAUGAGCGCAGCUCUAUAUCACUAAGCACCUCCCGGGGGCUUCGGUGAACCCACAUCAGAACAGACACCCCGUAAAAAGGGGCCUUAAAAGGACCCGGAGAAGUGCCCCCCCCCCCCCCCCGAGAUAAUGGAGGUGCACGGAGACAAGAGCCCUCCAUAUAGGGGCGCAGGAAAAGUGAGGGUGGACAGGCCUGACAUUAAGGAAAGAAAGAUAAACUAAAUGGUUUAAAAAUCCAAAUGCAUGCUCCAGAAAAAUCACCAAAAGAGCCUUACCUGCUCUCUUAGGGCCUCCGAGGUUGUUUGAUCAAUACUUGAGAAUGUAUAUAUUUCCUACAUGCUUAAAUACAUGUUUAAGAUUUACUCUAGAUUUACUUUACUGAUUAUUACUUGAGGGCAUUGUUUUUUAGUUUGAUGUGAUACUUGUGGACAUUAUAGAAGACAGUAUUUAUCUCAUUCGGAAGAAUCCCAGUUUAUGGCCAUUAUUUGCGUAUUUCUUUCUAUUUUUUUUGUGAUUGUUCUCAUUAUCUAUUGCACCCUUGACUUGUUCUGCUGAUUUAAUGAUUAACCUGAUAUUUUUCUGUUGGUUCCCGUUUCUUAAACUGCUGCUCCUUUAAUCUCGCAUUCAGCAGCAUUGGCCGAUACGAAACAAUAAAAGGCAACUGUUCUCUCGGUC